GUUUAACGUUGGCAGGGGCUCGGUUCGGGCCGCAGGCUUGUUUUAAUUGGGGGAGGGGGCAGACCGGAGAGGACGCUCAGCCUUCUCCUUCAGUCUGUCUUCCCGUCACUGAUUCAGCGGAGGUGGAGAUUUUCUAUCCCACCCAGUCAGCGGCAGGCAGGAGGAUCUGCCGAGACUAUCCCAGGAAAAGCUCUCGGAGGAAAUCGCAGCAGCCGCAGCAUGCGCGCGGAGCCGGCGCCGGCCGCACGGCAGGGCUGAGCGCGCUGCGCCCGCCGCAGGAGCCUCGCGCGGAGCCGGCCGCGGGGCGCAGCCCGCAGCACGCCAGGUGAAAAAGCGAUAAGUAUUUCACUGAGGUACUGAAGAAAAACCUGUCUCGCUGACUUUGCUCAUUUGGGACUUCGUGAUGGAAGCCUUGUGUUUAAGAGUUUCUUUGCUGCUGCUCCUUUUGGGAUUUGUCCUCAGUGACAGCUCUGACAAAUACACUACCAACCGGAGUGAUGAGGAAAACCAAGUUCCCACUUUCUCAGGGACUGAAGCCAGCUUACUCUCCACCUCUAGACAGCCCCUGGUAUCCAACCAAACCGUCAAAUGCUCCCAGCAGACUAAGAUUGCUGAAACUUUUAAAUACAUUAACACAGUGGUAUCUUGUGCUAUUUUCAUCGUUGGAAUGGUUGGGAAUGCAACUCUGCUGAGGAUCAUUUACCAGAACAAGUGUAUGAGGAAUGGCCCGAAUGCACUGAUAGCCAGUCUGGCACUAGGAGACCUUAUCUAUAUUGUCAUUGAUAUUCCUAUCAUGGUGUAUAAGCUCCUGGCUCAGAAGUGGCCUUUUGGAGAUUCUGAAUUUGGGCAGUUUCUUUGUAAAUUCCUUCCCUUUAUACAGAAGGCAUCAGUGGGAAUCACAGUCCUUAACCUCUGUGCACUUAGUGUGGACAGGUAUAGAGCAGUUGCAUCCUGGAGCCGUGUUCAGGGAAUUGGAAUCCCAAUGAUCACUGCUAUUGAGAUUUUCUCCAUUUGGCUUCUGUCUUUUAUACUGGCUAUUCCAGAAGCCAUUGGCUUUACUGUGGUACAUUUCAGAUACAAAGAUGAAAGUUAUGUUACCUGCAUGCUCAACCCUACAAAUAAAUUUAUGUUGUUUUACAAAGAUGCAAAGGUUUGGUGGCUGUUUGGUUUCUAUUUCUGCAUGCCACUGGCAUGUACCGCCAUCUUCUAUACACUAAUGACUUGUGAAAUGUUAAACAGAAGAAACAGCAACUUGAGAAUCGCUCUCAGUGAACACCUUAAGCAGCGUCGAGAAGUUGCAAAGACAGUUUUCUGUUUAGUAGUGAUAUUUGCUCUUUGCUGGUUCCCUCUUCAUUUGAGCCGAAUUUUGAAGAAAAUGGUAUACAAUGAAAGAGAUCCCAGCAGAUGUGAACUGCUCAGUUUCUUGCUGCCAUUGGAUUAUAUCAGCAUCAACCUGGCAACUAUGAACUCCUGUAUAAACCCUAUAGCACUCUAUUUUGUGAGUAAGAAGUUUAAAAACUGUUUUCAGUCAUGUCUUUGUUGCUGCUGCUCCCAAUCAAAAAGUUUAGUGACUUCAGUGCCCAUGAAUGGAACAAGCAUUCAGUGGAAAAAUCAAGAAUUAAACAAUCACAACACAGAUCGAAGCAGCCAUAAAGAUAGCAUAAACUGAAAACUAAGGACUCUGACGUUACUUCAGAAUCAAUCAGGAAAAUAAAUAUCACAACAAAGUUGCUUCUACAAGAAGCCUAAUGAGCGUUCCAUCAUCAACUCAGAAGUGCACGUCCUUGUCGCUAUCUCUAGAGUUGACUGACUAUAGCUGUGAUGCUCUGUGAACUGAGAUUUACUGGAUGGUAAUUCUGUCUCUGAGAAUUAUGUUGAGUAUAACACCAAAAAAAUGACACGAACCAUACAGGUGGUUUACUCUUCUGACCCAAGCAGAAACUAUCCAGUGUCUGACUGGUACACCACAAUCUCCUAACCUGAUUGUCACCAAGAAUUAAUCACUAUGGAAUUCUUCUGAAGAUAUCCAAGUGGAAUUUUCUCUCUGCCCAUUUGUCUUUCUACUUCUAUCUGUGUGGUGGAUAUAUUCCUUGCACCACUACAUUUUGCAUGUUGUUAUUGGUGUUUUUAUUCAGGUUUAUUUUGGAAAAUGUUUUGUUCCACAUCAGUAUGUUAUUUACUUAUGCUACAGUAAGUCAUGACAUCAGCUGGGCAGUUCGCAUUUAUAGCACUUCAGUACUCAAAAACAGGAAGAAACCAUACAAAAUAGCAUCAACAUUUGGCACUUAAGCACAGACUAAUACCAAAAAGAGGUACUAAUAACACAGUACUGUACUGUGUUAUUUAAUCUAAAGCUUUGUACAAAAUAUAAUAAACAAUCUGUAUCAACAAAAUGAAUAAAAGAUGCCCACAGAGAACGUGUUUCCAAUUAACCUGUCAUGUUAAUUCUUAAACUAUAUUAACCUAUUAAUCUACGUAGACUAUAGCUGCUUUAAAUCUAUGUCAAAAUAAGAGUCACUGAACAUAGUGAAACAUUAAUAAAACUGUUCAAAGAGUUCUGAGAAUAUGAUUAUUCCAUAGUAACUAUGCAUAACACUACUUACACAUUGUGAACAAGAAGCUACUAUGGUCAUAGCAAACGGAGAACUGUGGAAGUCCAUAAGAGUUGGACAUGCACAUGGACAUUUUGUGCCUUAUUCUUAGAGUUUCUUUGUCUGACUCUCACAAUGUUCAAAGACUUUAAUGGGGUUUGACUGUUUAUUAGAAUUGCUAACCAUACAAAUGCUGUUAAUAAUAUAGAAAACAUUGCUUGCAUACACGUAAACUGGUAUUUUACUUAUUUCCAUUCAUUGUGGUUACACGGGAAGAGAUUCAUUGUUUGGCUAUAAAAAAUUUAACUGGUAGCAUUUUAUUAGGUAGUGGAAUUCCACAGUAUGGUGUCAGAUAAGUGCACAAAUCUGCUAGGAACUUUGUAACGCUUUUUGUUCCAGGUUAAGAAACAGCAACUGAAUUUCCACAAUUUAAAAAAAAUGUUACAUUUUAAGUGAAUGACAUAAACCUGCAUAUUUUUAUUUACAAUGUCAAAAUGCUAGUGCCUACAGUGAAUUCUGCUGCACAAAUUUCCCAAAUGUUUACAUUCACACAGAUCUUCUUAAGUAUAUUAAAAAAGUUUUUAACUUAGUUUAUA
This is a messenger RNA of Numida meleagris (helmeted guineafowl), 3187 nucleotides long. RefSeq names its product endothelin receptor type A (gene EDNRA). The record is from RefSeq and is a predicted model, not a curated record. The coding region runs from base 404 to 1669 and encodes 421 amino acids. Lineage: Eukaryota; Metazoa; Chordata; Aves; Galliformes; Numididae. Gene Ontology annotation, molecular function: endothelin receptor activity. The transcript is spliced from 8 exons. Gene Ontology annotation, cellular component: membrane. Gene Ontology annotation, biological process: regulation of blood pressure; G protein-coupled receptor signaling pathway; vasoconstriction.